UUUAGCUUCUUUUAGCACAAAGUUCUGCUGCAGAACCAUUUAGACAUCAUAGUAACGCUCAUUUCUAAUCAAACUAUUCUUUCCAUUAAUCAUAAUAUUCUGGUUUAAGCUCUGAAAUGUUUCCACUUUUUGACAUGAAAUUGUUCUUUUCCAGGUUUCAGGUAGUUAACAAGAUGAGCCAGAUUCUAAAUGAGUGGAUAAAUAAUUUAAAAGUCACCAAAUAACAUUAAAACCUGAACAGAAAGCUGAAAGUGUGCAGCUGUAAAUAUUCCAGACUCCUUCAUGCUCACAGAUGUGUGUGUUGAGGUGUCUGCGGUGUGUCGGCGUGUCUCUGGUUCCCAUGGCGAUCGUCUGCAUGCUGUCCAACGUCCUGCUGUUGUUUCCUGACCUGAAGGUCCGCUUCCUGCUGGAGGGUCAUGUGACCAGAGAGGCUGCCUGGGCGACCGGCGUCUGGGGCUCCGGCAUCACGGUUCUACUGGGAGCUCGAGCGUUCAUCCAGAGCAGCAGAGAGAGAGGCUGCUGCGCCUUCAGGAGUCAGAUGUUGUGCCAGGUGCUGGUGUCCUGUGCCUGCCUGCUCGCUGCUGCCUCCUGCUGUCUGGUCAGUGCCACUGGUCUUUCUCAGGGUCCUCUGUGUCUCUACAACUCGUCCUCUGGUCCUACCUGGGGGGUUCCACUGCAGCCCCUCCCGGACAGACACUCGGGGUACCUGUACAACCGGACCCUGUGGUCGGGGGUGUGUCUGGAACCCGGCUCGGUGGUGCAGUGGAACGUGGUUCUGUUCAGUGUGAUGGGAGGAACCAGCGGCCUGCAGACGCUCCUCUGUGGGUUCAACGUCCUGAACUCUCUGCUGGGGCUGAUCCUGGGUCAGGGCUUCUGCCACAACAAGGUCAGUCCGGUGUCGGUUUGAAGCUCCUUCUCAGUUCCAGGGGAGACCAGUCGUGAUGGAAACUCUUCAGAAUGAAAUCUUUUAUUUGCACUGAAGCACUUUAGUUGAUACUGUUCCGAUCAAUCAUCAAUAUGCUGACUUUACACAUGCAGAGUGUAGGAAUGUGAAUAUUGAUCUUCUGUGAAUAUCAGGUUCCAUGUCAGAAACGAUCUGAGCCUGUUCAUUUAAACAGGAAGUGAUGGCAGAUCUGAGAACAGACGAGGAUCUGAUCCCAGUUAUUUCACGUCUUCUGAUGAAACACAUUUAAACUAUUUAAACUAAUCCAGUGUUUAUGUUCUGCUGCUGCUGGAUGUUCUGUCAUUGGUCGGAACCUUCCUCUAAAUCUCGUCCAUCCUUUUCAAACCAGUUCUCCAACUAACGUACAGUGAUGUGAAAAAGUAUUUGCCCCCUUCUUCUCAAAUUCUUUUUUUUCUUUUUGCAUAUUUUCUCCACUUUAAUGUUUCAGAUCAUCAAACUAAGGUAAACAUCAGACAAACCAAAGGAAACACAAAAUUCAGUUUUUAAAUCAUGAUUUUAUUUAUUAAGGAAUAAACUCUCUUCAAAGCUCCCUGA
Messenger RNA from Amphiprion ocellaris (clown anemonefish), 1498 nucleotides. RefSeq names its product transmembrane 4 L6 family member 5-like. The coding region runs from base 293 to 907 and encodes 204 amino acids. NCBI's taxonomy places the organism in Eukaryota, Metazoa, Chordata, Actinopteri, Pomacentridae. The transcript is spliced from 5 exons. The record is from RefSeq and is a predicted model, not a curated record. Gene Ontology annotation, cellular component: membrane.